Messenger RNA from Dracunculus medinensis (Guinea worm), 357 nucleotides. The record is from the annotation of a GenBank genome assembly. NCBI's taxonomy places the organism in Eukaryota, Metazoa, Nematoda, Chromadorea, Rhabditida, Dracunculidae.
GACCUAAUUUUCGAUCUGCAUCUAUUGCAAUUAUUAAAUAUAAUAUUUCAGAAUGAUGCGCUUUGGUCCAUUCAUCUUUUGAUAUAUCUAAUGACUACAAUUUUAUGUUGGAUAAAAUAUCCAAGGAAUGUAGUUUUUCGGUUUUUAACUUCGUUCAUAACCGUAUUUGGUUGGAUUUUUGUAAUUUUUAUAAUUUGGACGAUGAAUUAUUUGUCAAAAUCGACGAUCAAAUUGCAGUAUAACGAAGUUUUUUUUUUUUUCUUUUAUCAUAUUGAUUUAAGAAGUCAUUUUAUUUCCCUUGGCUUUAUUAUUAUUAAUACGAUUUUUGCGUUCCUAGCGUUCGUGCCUUUUUUCUAA